AUGGCGUCGCAAAAAGCCGCCAAAUCAAAGUCCUCUGGGACUGUGAGGAGUCGUACAGGGUGCCAGACUUGUCGCGCACGCAAGCUGAAAUGCGACGAGGCAAGGCCGAUCUGCGGACAUUGUCUAAAGUCGCACCGUGAAUGUGUACGCUCCGAGCCCGUCACAUUCCGACACCAUCAGAACUCGAGUUUUGGCAAAAACGGCCAGGAACACUCACUCGACAGUUUCUUCAAGUACAGCCAAACGUACAGUGAAGAAGAUCUCAAGGCGUUUCUCCCGGUGCCCCAGCAAUUGACCUGGAUCCAUGUCACCGACCCAACCGCAGAAGAUGCAAAUGCCAUCACCCCUCCUCCUUCUCGAACUCCCACCACCUCAGACAUGGUCCAGCAAGUCGCUGCUCACACCUUGGAAGCUCUCUCGACCGCAGCAGCAGACCAGACCUCAUAUCCUCCUCAGGGCACUGCAUAUUACACGACCGCAAAUCCUGCGACAGACUCCCACCCUGAGUAUGGAUUCGUCCAAGCUGAACCUGCUGGCGCUACGAGUGGUAAUAAUCUCUCCAGGAGCAUUCACUAUUAUCUCAGCAGCUCGUCUCCACAAAAUCAGACCGACGCGUCUUUGAUCGACCCAAAUCUUGAGACCACUGUGAACGCGAAUUCACAUGGCGAACAACGAGACUUGGCGCAAAAUGUAAAACUAAAGAGCGAGGACAAAGACGAGGACAAAGACGAGAAAGAAAAAGAUGAAAUUUUUACCGACGCAGACACUAGAGUCGCCAUGGCCCUCCGAACCUUCAACGAACUGCAGGCUUAG
This is a messenger RNA of Fonsecaea erecta, 813 nucleotides long. RefSeq lists its product as hypothetical. The record is from RefSeq and is a predicted model, not a curated record. NCBI's taxonomy places the organism in Eukaryota, Fungi, Ascomycota, Eurotiomycetes, Chaetothyriales, Herpotrichiellaceae. Gene Ontology annotation, cellular component: nucleus. Gene Ontology annotation, molecular function: DNA-binding transcription factor activity, RNA polymerase II-specific; zinc ion binding; transcription cis-regulatory region binding. The transcript is spliced from 4 exons. Gene Ontology annotation, biological process: positive regulation of transcription by RNA polymerase II. The coding region runs from base 1 to 813 and encodes 270 amino acids.